AGAACCCGGGUGCUGAGCUGCACGGCUCCCCAUUGCUUGGCACAGCCAAACACAGGGAGGGGGGGGAGUGUUGGGGCUGCUCCUGCCUACAGCCCACACCCCACAGCCCUCUCUCCCCACACCCCACACCCUCUAUUGGGCAGCACAGAGCUGUUAAUGUUUAACCCGUGGUGCCAAUCGGCGGCAGGUAGCGGCCGCAGCGCUCCUGGGGGGCCACGUCCUGCCAUGCAGCGGGCAGCAGCACGGCCGCCUCCGGGGGUCCCAUCGCCGCAGCCCCCUCUGGAAGAUGACGGCUGAGCCCACCCCCGCCAGCAAUGAGAAGGGACCGUGGCACCAUGCUGCUGGGCAGGAUGCCUUCUGGCAGAGCUGUGCCCACAUGAAGUCGUGGCCAGGACUGCUGCGUGUGCUGGGGGGGCUGCAGCUGCUGUGCGGGGGGACGGCCUUCAUCUGCGUGUGUGUUGACAUCCCGCGGGGUCACAGCGCUUACGGCAGCGAGCUGCUCCUCGGGGGGGGCCUGGGGGUCCCUCUGACCCCCUUCGUGCUGGCGGUGCUCGGCCUGGCCUGGCUGCUCACUGCCCUCCUGCUGGGGGUUGCCGCCCGCUACCACCGCGUCCUCCUGGGGGUCACCUGGUGGCCCCCCACCGAAGCGGGGCUCCACGUGCUGCUCUUCCUGCUCUGCCUGGCGGCGGCGGGGGCCCACGUUCACACUGUCACUCUGGGUGGGCUCUGCUCCUCCCCGCUGCUUGGCAGCCCCCUCCUCACCGAGCUCUGCCGGGUGGAGGGGGGUCAGGCGGCCGCGCUGCUCUUCCUCUUCCUCACGGCGCUGCUCUACCUGGCCGGCAGCGCCGUGGCUCUCAAAGUGUGGCACGAGGUGGCCCGGUGGCACCGGGGGGCUGCGGUGAUUCCCUGUAGCCCUGAGGGCAGCCUGCAGCCUGUGAGGGCCUCGUGUCCCCCAGUUUGCGUCCUGAAGCCUCUGCUGGUCCAAACCAAGCGUGUCGUCUUUGAGGAUGAGGUGGGGGUGGCGGGGAGACCCCCACGGAGGGCUGGGGUCACCACCACCGAAGAGGGCAAGCAGCGGGGGGGUUCUGGCUCUGUGCCCCCCGGGCUCGUGCCACAGCCACACAUCAUCCCUGAUUACGUGGUGCGGUACCCAGCAAUCCGGAGCGCACGGCAGAGGCAGCAGUACGGAGCGGUGUUUGCAGAUCAGCACGCAGAGUACAGAGAGCUGCAGGGGGAGCUGCAGGCGGAGAGGUGCGGGGAUGCCGUGUGCCACCCGCAGCGACGUGCGGGCACGGAUUUGGCCUUCGUGGCAAAGCAGCAGCGCUGCCUUUACCUGAAGGAGAAGCUGACGCACAUUAAGGCACAGAUCCGUGAAUUCGACCGCAGCAGCGACCGCAGCAGCACCGUCCUCUUCUGAGCGGGAAACGAUGGAUGGGGACCCCCCCCCCAAAUCCCUGGAGACACCGCGGGGCUCAGUGCUGGGCCGAUGGCACUACGGGCACCCACUGCCCAGCUGCUGCACUGCGACCACCCGGGCAAAGGGUGCAAAUGUGGGGCUUCUGGGGGGUCUCUGGUGGCUCUGCAGCCCACGGACCCAGCAGAUGCAGCCGCAGUGGGAUCGGAAUAGUUUAUAAUAAAAUCCGAUGAUAUUUCCGAGGGGAUUCAAUGCAUCCUGGGGUACCAGCAGUGGGUGGGGGGCACCCAGCACCCCGGGGACGCUCCGGUUCCCCGAUGUCACCCAGGAGGUGCUGAGCCCCGGUCCCCAAAAGGAAGUAACCCAAC
Tympanuchus pallidicinctus (lesser prairie-chicken) is the source of this 1782-nucleotide messenger RNA. RefSeq names its product occludin/ELL domain containing 1 (gene OCEL1). The record is from RefSeq and is a predicted model, not a curated record. The transcript is spliced from 4 exons. Gene Ontology annotation, cellular component: apical plasma membrane; bicellular tight junction; cytoplasmic vesicle. Lineage: Eukaryota; Metazoa; Chordata; Aves; Galliformes; Phasianidae. Bases 287 to 1417 code for a protein of 376 amino acids. Gene Ontology annotation, biological process: bicellular tight junction assembly.